CUGGGAGUUGUAGUCCGGACAGAUGCGCUCCUCUGGCGGGGGCUCCGUGCCUCGCCUUGCGUUGGGACCGGGCUGGAGCGGCCGGGGGGCACGCGCAGGUUCGUCUCCAGUCCUGUAAAAGGACCAGUUGGAUUCCUCGCUAAUAUUCAACACACAGAUUUCAGGACUAUCAUUUUAAUUGUGGAAGAUGUCAUCUGGCCUUACGGAAGAACAGAAAAGAAAAAUUGAGGAGAACAGACAGAAGGCCUUGGCUAGGAGAGCAGAGAGACUAGCAGCCCAGCAAGGAGGCCCUGGUGGGCUCACUAGCCAACCAUCCAACCAGCAGAAUCCAAGCUAUCGAAGAAACGUGGAGCAUCAAUGUGUGAAACAAGAAGACAAUCAUGUUAAGUUCAUUAGCCAACACCACCAGACUCCCAAUAGCCAUGUGGCGCAGAAGAGCUAUGUUCAUAAAGGAUAUAAUCACUUUAGUGCACCCCAGCAGAUGGCUGGUUCAUGUGCUGUGCAACAGGAGAAUUGUUCAGAGGGCUCAGACCAACAUUCGUGGAGUCAAAUGUGCAGCACUAAGCAGUCCCUCCCGAUACUCCAGAAUUCUCUGAGUUAUUCCCAUCAACAUAAUCCAGGUUCUGAGCAACCCAAGUACCACCCAGCGUUCAAAAAACCUACAGAACCUUCUCAUCCUAGAUUAACUGUGAAUGAGCACCCUGAUGAUGUUAAAAGUUUACAAAGUCUGAACAGAUCUGCCAGUGGACAUGUUGACAUGAAAUACAUGCCAUCACCGAGCAGUGCCACCUUGAGUGAUUCUGAAAUGUCAACAAAUGCAGGGAAACCAACUUGUGGGCCUUUCCCCCAAAAGGAUAGCAUCUCACAGUUCUGUGGCACUAUGCAGCCACCCACUCCAUUGAAGGAGGGUAAGAUGCAAAAGGUGGCCAGGGUUGGUGGUGUGGGCUCUACCUUGGAAGUAUCCUGUCAUAGAAAAGUACCCAGUAUUAUCAAAGGAAGGUGCAUGAAGCACAGAGAAGACCGAUUCCGGGUUGAAGUAGGCUACAAUGCAGAACUUGUCUCUGUGUUUAAGAGUAUUCCUAGCAAAGCGUAUGAUCCUGCUACGAAGAUUUGGAAUUUUAGUUUAGAAGACUACAGAAGUCUCAUGGAAGCAGUGAAGCCUCUUUCCUCAGUGACUUUGGUACCAUUUGAAGAGAUGGAUGCAACUGGCCCAGCUACGUGUUCUCAGACUGUCAGCAGCGGGCCCAGCUUGAAAUCCUUCUUAAAGACAUUCAGCAGCUGGAAGAAAGCCUCUGCCACCGUCAGAGGGAAGUGUGUUCUGAUCUCGCGCUCCCGGUUUGAGGUUGAGAUUGGGUAUGCUGCAGUAAUUAUUGAAGUGUUUAAACAGAUAAAUUCCAGGAAUUACGACAUGAAGACCAGAAAAUGGAGUUUCCUGCUGGAAGACUAUCCAAGGCUAAGUGAGAAGCUGCAUUUUCCUAUGGAAGCAGUACAGCGCCUUCCGUCGGUAGAGGUGGAACCGCUGCCCAAGCCAGUAAUACAAGCCUUUGCUCUUCAGCUUGACAAGCCUGCCUUGUGUGUCUCAGACAUUCCUGAAGCCGACCUUUCGGCGGUGGAUUCCAAAAUUGUGAUGAGCCUCAUGCCGUUUCAGAGAGAAGGCGUGAAUUUUGCCAUCUCCAGAGAAGGCCGUUUGCUUCUUGCGGAUGACAUGGGCUUGGGGAAGACUAUCCAGGCGAUCUGUAUUGCUGCAUAUUACCGAAAGGAGUGGCCGUUGCUGGUGGUAACACCUUCCUCAGUGAGAUUUACCUGGGCAGAGGCAUUUCAUAGGUGGCUUCCAUCCCUGAGCCCAGAGAGUACCAAUGUCAUACUGACAGGCAAAGACAACCUGUCAGCAAAACUGAUAAACAUAAUCAGUUUCGACCUCCUCAGCAAGAUGGAUAAGCAGCUCAAAGACACUUUCCAAGUUGUCAUUAUUGAUGAAUCUCAUUUCCUAAAAAACACAAAAACUGCGCGAUGCCAAGCUGCAAUGCCUCUUCUUAAGGCUGCCAAAAGAGCGAUCUUGCUAUCGGGAACCCCUGCCAUGUCACGCCCCGCAGAGCUUUAUACGCAGAUUGUGGCUGUCAGGCCAACCUUCUUCCCUCCGUUCCAUUCCUUCGGACUCCGCUACUGUGAUGCCAAGAAGAUGCCAUGGGGCUGGGACUACUCCGGAUCUUCCAACCUAGGAGAACUGAAGCUUUUGCUUGAAGAAUCUGUCAUGAUCCGCCGCCUGAAAUCAGAGGUGCUCUCCCAGCUUCCAGCAAAGCAGCGCAAAAUGGUAGUGGUGGCUCCUGAAGGCAUGAAUGCAAAGACCAAGGCUGAGCUGGCUGCCACUGCAAAGGAGAUGGCCAAAGGAUACAGAAGUAAACAAAAGGAGAAGGAAGCUCUACUCCUCUUCUAUAACAGAACCGCGGAAGCCAAAAUCCGUUCAGUCGUAGAAUACAUCCUGGAUUUACUGGAAAGUGGGAGAGACAAAUUCCUGGUGUUCGCUCAUCACAAGAUAGUACUGAAUGCAAUCAGUAAUACGCUGGAGAAGAAACAUGUUGGAUAUAUUCGUAUUGAUGGCGCCACAUCUUCAGCUGAGCGUCAGUCUCUGUGCCAGAAGUUCCAGUUCUCCGAGAAGCACUCUGUGGCUGUCUUAUCCCUUACUGCUGCCAACACGGGGCUGACCCUCUCUUCUGCUGACUUGGUGGUGUUUGCAGAGUUGUUCUGGAACCCCGGUGUUUUGAUCCAAGCAGAAGAUCGGGCUCAUCGAAUUGGACAAACCAGUUCUGUUAACAUUCAUUACCUGGUGGCUAAAGGCACAGCAGAUGACUACUUAUGGCCUAUGAUUCAAGAGAAGAUAAAAGUGCUGGGCGAAGCCGGUCUUUCUGAAGCCAGUUUCUCUGAAACAGCUGAAGCCACUGAUUACUUCUACAAGCGAGACCCGAAGCAGCAGACCAUUUACAGCCUUUUCCAGAGGACCUUCUCUGAGCAGGGAGACGACCUCGAUGAAGCUUUGCUCGUGGAGGCGGCUGACGCUUGCCAGGAGUCUGACUCCGGGAGUGCCUCUCAGGAUGCAGGAGUGGACACCUGCUCAGCGAGUCCACGUAAGAAACAGCGUCUUGAAGAUUAUUUUCACAGACAGUAACUAGAAAGGAAGAGACACUUAACAGAUUUUUAUUUAAAAAACAAAAACCACAGAAUCAUUGUAUUGUUUGAGUUUUCAAAAAUAAAACAGAAGAAUGGGUUUUGGAGAA
Molecule: messenger RNA, 3272 nt
Organism: Gopherus flavomarginatus (Mexican gopher tortoise)
Lineage: Eukaryota; Metazoa; Chordata; Testudines; Testudinidae
Gene: SMARCAL1
Product: SWI/SNF related, matrix associated, actin dependent regulator of chromatin, subfamily a like 1
Exons: 17
Coding region: 188-3163 (991 amino acids)
Biological process (GO): DNA repair; replication fork processing
Cellular component (GO): nuclear replication fork
Molecular function (GO): ATP-dependent chromatin remodeler activity; ATP binding
Source: RefSeq, a predicted model, not a curated record